This is a messenger RNA of Vombatus ursinus (common wombat), 942 nucleotides long. Its product is annotated as olfactory receptor 12D2-like. The record is from RefSeq and is a predicted model, not a curated record. Gene Ontology annotation, cellular component: membrane. Lineage: Eukaryota; Metazoa; Chordata; Mammalia; Diprotodontia; Vombatidae. The transcript has a single exon. Bases 1 to 942 code for a protein of 313 amino acids. Gene Ontology annotation, molecular function: olfactory receptor activity; G protein-coupled receptor activity. Gene Ontology annotation, biological process: G protein-coupled receptor signaling pathway.
AUGCCUAACCAUACCUCAGUGAAUGAGUUCCUUCUUCUUGGACUAACAGACACCCAGGAAGUAGAACCUUUCCUCUUUGCAGUUUUUCUCAGCAUCUACAUCCUCAUCCUUAUUGGGAAUGGUGCCAUCCUGGUGGUUGUCAUCUCUGAGCCUCAACUCCAUUCCCCCAUGUAUUUCUUCUUGGGUAAUCUCUCCUGUCUGGACAUCUGCUACUCCACAGUAACAUUGCCCAAAAUGCUAGAUGACUUCCUCUCCACUCACAAGACCAUCUCCUUUGUGGGCUGUAUUACUCAGCUCCACUUCUUCCAUUUCCUUGGUAGCACAGAGGCCAUCCUUCUGGGUGUCAUGGCCUUUGAUCGCUUUGUGGCCAUCUGUAAUCCACUCCGCUAUACAAUUCUUAUGAAGCACCAAGUGUGCCUCUGCUUGGCUGCUGUAACCUGGAUCACUGGUUUCUUCCAUGCCUUGCUCCAUUCUGUUAUGACUUCCCAUUUGACAUUCUGCAAAUCCAAUCACAUCCACCACUUCUUCUGUGACAUCAAGCCACUACUGGAUCUGGCUUGUGGGAAUACGGAGCUCAACCACUGGAUGCUCGAAACAGUCACUGGCACCAUUGCCAUCAGCCCCUUCUUCCUUAUACUCCUCUCCUACUUCUACAUUAUCAGUUUUCUCCUUUUCAAGAGUUGGUCCUGUAGUAUGCUUCAGAAGGCAUUGUCCACCUGUACUUCCCACUUUAUAGUGGUCAUUUUUUUCUAUGUACCUGUUGUUUUCAUCUAUAUUCGUCCCACCUCAGGCAACUCCAUGGAUCGGGACCAAAUAGUGGCCAUCAUGUACAGUGUGGUCACUCCAGUUCUGAAUCCACUGGUCUAUACCUUGAGGAACAAGGAUGUGAAGGGGGCACUGAGCAAAGCCAUUAGAAAGAAACUGCAGCCUGAACACCUUUGA